Molecule: messenger RNA, 2731 nt
Organism: Fundulus heteroclitus (mummichog)
Lineage: Eukaryota; Metazoa; Chordata; Actinopteri; Cyprinodontiformes; Fundulidae
Product: zinc finger MYM-type protein 1-like
Exons: 4
Coding region: 582-2489 (635 amino acids)
Source: RefSeq, a predicted model, not a curated record
AAACAAAACAAAACAAAACAUUAGUUUUUGCCGUUACGUUAUCAGGCGGAGGAAUAUUUCCGCCAUUGUCUGUAGUGCGGCAGUUUAAAGCGCCGCACCAACACACGACUUCAAAGAAAAAGAAACACCGAGUUCAUUUAUUGACCAGUAUGUAAUAGUUUAUAUUUAAAGUACUUUCAGCAGUUAGAAUUCUGAUUUUGACCGGGCUUUUCCUUUAACAAGUUUCCUAAUGUCGUGCUGUUGUACUUUGUACAGCGGUUCCUAAUUCAAGGAACCGUUUUGCACAGCUCCAAUCAACAAUUAUUUUGGAUUUCGGGAGGACUUCACCAUUGAAAUUUGUUAGAGCUAUUGUUUAAGCAACAAUGACCACGUGCGUGGCCGUUGGAUGUUCCACUACAUAGGGAAAAAGUGAAAAAAAACAUUACGGUUUUCACCGUGAAGUUAUGAGGCGGAGGAAUAUUUCCGCCAUUGUCUGUAGUGCGGCAGUUUAGAGCACAAACAAACAAGUUCAGAAGUUUUGUCGUGUAGUAAUAAAUCCAAAGUGUAGGCUUAUGUCUAUAAUCUAAAUAACACAGAUUGAAAUGUUUAUAUCUUGUUUUCUAUUCUUCAGUGGACCUGGCACAACUACAGAAAAUGACCACAGCGUUGACCUGUAUGAACGUUCAGAUAUUGGAGACACACAGAAAAAAGAUGAACAACAAGGACCGUGUUUCGGUGAAAAGACAACUGAAGAGCCGGCGCUCAACCAAGCGGAUUUGCCCCAAACAACUUACGACAUAGAUAUAUCAAAGGCCAAGGACCGGAUUAGUGAAAUGGAUGACUCUGGAAAAUUCCAACUUCUUCAGACCAGAAAACCACCCAAAUCUUUCAAUUUCCCUGCCAGAGACUUUAAAGACAACCGAAGAGCCAGUGGGGUGACCAAAAGAACAUGCCAGAGGGACUGGCUGGACAAGUAUGACUUUUUAUCAUACUCUGCCCAGGAAGAUGGCGUGUACUGUUUGCCAUGCAUUUUGUUUCCUGUUGAGAGUCAGAGUAGGAGAGCUAGUAUUUUGAUAGACCUGCCAUUUACUAACUGGAGAAAGUUCACUGAACAAAUUACAACACACAUGCAACUGCAAUACCAUCAGAGUUCUGAUGCAAAGUUUCAUGCAUUUGUGGAUGUAAUGAAUGGUCAACAAACAAGGAUUAACCACAUGUUGAAUUCUGAGAUGGAUAAACGUGUUACAGAAAAUAGACUCUUCCUCUCAUCAGUUGUAAAAUGUAUAGAGCUGUGUGGGCGUCAGGGCUUCGCCCUAAGAGGCCACCGAGACGAUCCUACAUCAGAAAGUCUAAACAAAGGCAACUUUCUUGCACUUCUCAAGUUCAGACAAGAAGCAGGCGAUGACCCUCUUAAAAAUUACUUGGACUCAUUCGGUCAAAAUGCAAAAUACAUUUCUAAAACAUCUCAAAACGAUUUGCUUGACUGUAUAAAAGAGUAUAUUCAAAGCACAAUUGUGCAUGAUGUGCUGAAUAAGGAAUGGGGGCCACACUCUGCUGUAAUAGCUGAUGAGGUCACUGAUGUUUCAAACUGUGAACAACUAGGUGUGUGUAUUCGCUACGUGAAAGAUGGCAUUCCUGUUGAAAGGUUAAUAGAUUUUGUUGGAUGUGAUUCCAUAACAGGGGAAGCAAUAUGUAAAAAUCUGUUGACCUCUUUAAAGAAAGUUGACCUAGAUCCAAAACUGUGUCGUGCUCAAGGCUAUGAUGGUGCUGGCAAUAUGGCAGGAAGAGUAAAUGGUUGUGCUGCAAACUUUUGCAAAGAAUCCCCAAGAGCUAAGUACUUCCACUGUGCGAGUCACCAAUUAAACCUAGCAUUAUCCAAGUCAUCAUCUGUUCUGGAUAUCAAAUGUAUGCUUUCAACUGUUGCUUCAGUUGGUAUUUUUUUCAAGUAUUCACCAAAAAGGCAGCAACAGUUUGAAUCUUCGGUGUCUGAGAUUAACCAGGAAAGGCUUGCAGCAGGACAAGAACUGUUAGCUAAGAAGAAGUUAAAGCUCAUGUGUGAGACUCGUUGGGUUGAGCGUCACACUAGCCUUGAAGAUAUUCACAGCCUUUAUGAAGCUCUUCUCCAUUGUCUUAAUGUUAUAUCAGAGAAUGCAGAUUCUGUGUGGGAUGCCAAAGCAGUAGUUGAAGCAACUGGCCUCUUCAAAGCAGUAACUUCGGCCAACUUUAUUGCCGCUUUACAGUGCAACAGGUACUUCUUUGGAUUCACCAAGUCAUUAAGUAUUCUAUUACAAGGGUCAUCACGGGAUAUCCUCACUGCAUAUGAAGAGGUCAAACUUGUAAAAGACACUCUAAGGGACAUAAGAUGUGAGGCUGAAGCUGAAUUCAAAGAGGUUUACGAAUCAAUGUUAGAAAUGGGGAAACUGGCUGGUUUUGAUGGUGACCUCCCAAUACCUAGACGUUGUGGACGACAGACAAUGAGAAACAGCAAUCCUUCAAAUAACCCUAUGUAGUACUGGAGAUGUACAGUCUUUGUUCCAUUUCUGGACAGUCUCAUUUCAGAACUUGACUCGUGCUUCAGUGUUAUGUCCGCAGCUGCCAUACUAGGCUUAAAACUGUUGCCAAGCAACCUGCAUUUGAUGAACACUGAGAGUGAAAAAGACAUCUUUACAUCAUAUAAAGAUGAUCUACCGUCAGGAUCAACAUUCAGGCAGGAAGUGAAGUUGUGGCACACAAAGUGGUCAUCAUCAGUGGA